AUGACAGCUUUUGAGCAAGCGGGGUCGCUAUUCACCGGUUGGAUACGGUCUUGCUGGUCAUGUUUGCUACCAGGAGAGAAGGGUCAGGAUGCCUUGCGAAGUGAGGACCAUGGUAUCAAGCGGGAGAUGGAAGUAUGCCAUACUCAACCGCAUCUUGUCCCUCCUAUGAAGCUGAAGGUGUACGAUGAUCUCCCCAAUCCGAGGAUGAAUCACACCCGGAACUCGCAUUCCUUGUCUUCGUGGCUAGAGGAAGGCCGGAACCUGGCUUCGAGGGCAUCUUACCGGGCAAGUCUCACUACGUCUCGAAGGAGACAGCCCACUACAUCGUUGAAAAUCAGUGGCCCUUCAGACUUUCGCAGAGUAGAGUCUUUCCAUGACUCUGUUGCAGUCGAUAGCAGAUACAAACCUCUUGAUCUCAGCAUCCAUCGGUCGGGUAACCGAUUGUCAGACCUACCCUCCUUUGAGUCUUUCCAGAUAGACGAAGACUCUCAUUCCCCGAUUCUGACAGUGCCACCCCGGGCUCUCUCGCAUCAAAGUAUUCGUCAUCGACGAUGCGUGUCAACCGCUUCCGGUUUCACUGUAUCCCGAAAGCCCGUUGGCUCAGGGGAUCGUCGUUCUCUCGGAAGCAUGCAUCUCACGAUCGAAUCCGAAGCCCAGAAGCCGGUUCACAUUGCGAGCCCUCUGGUGCCCCAUUUCUCUAUCGUCACCCCUGUCAAAGUAAAGGCAAAUGAUAUUCUUCUUCCAAAGGGACCUUUGCCAGCAUCUGCCCUACGACACAACAGGCCCGACUCGGGAGAAAGCAAACUCACACUGGAUACUGAUAUCUUAUCCGACAGCUCCAGUGGUGCCCAGACACCACGAGCAGUGCAAGACCUUCCCCAGACCCCAGUGAGAUGGAGAGAUACAGAGAACACAUCAAGCCAGCACUCACCGAACGAAUCCUCAUUCUCUUUCCUUCGAGACUCUCCCUCGACAUCUAGUUCAAGCACAUUCCCAUCCCGGCUGUCAUCAUUGCGCCGCCCCUCCUUCACACCAAGCGACUACCGCAAGACUGUCGCAUCCGUGCCCCUUCCAGACCGUGUUUCCCAAUGGUUCUCCCGGGAGAAAGACGUCCCGCCCAAUCCAAUCUCCCUCGAUGGUGAGAAUAAAUUCGAGUGGGAACGAACUCGUACGCUGAGUGGUACUACCGUUGCCUCAACCAUUACCACCAUUACUGGCGGAGCGAAGUCUCGUCCACCCAACUUUUCUAUCUCCAGCUCAUUCACGGGUAGCUCUACUCCGCGAGCAUCGCUGCAUCAACCGUCUAUAAGCAGAGACAAGGAGAUCGAGUCGGGUAUUUACCGUCCAACAAUCUAUGAAGGCCGGCCGCAACAUCCUGGCUUCGCUACCUCUCGCCAUGGUGAGCCGAUUGUAUUCCAGGAAGCCACUAUUGGUGUCGCCUUCUAA
Penicillium longicatenatum is the source of this 1446-nucleotide messenger RNA. RefSeq lists its product as uncharacterized. The record is from RefSeq and is a predicted model, not a curated record. NCBI's taxonomy places the organism in Eukaryota, Fungi, Ascomycota, Eurotiomycetes, Eurotiales, Aspergillaceae. The transcript has 2 exons. Bases 1 to 1446 code for a protein of 481 amino acids.